UUAUUAUUUUGUUUUACUCAUUUUUAUUUCAUUGUCCGCGGGGAGAGCAGUUUACGAGCGAUCUGCGCGGGGGUGGAGGUGGCUGUUUCAACUCUCGCCCCGGUCUGCAGCUGGGCUUGUCAGUCUGCGCCGCGUUGAUGUUGCACUUUCCCCCCAAAGAUGGCACUGGAUGUCUUUUGCAUUUUCUUGGGAUAUUGUUUUUCAUCCCCUAGGGAGCCCCGCUCCUGGCUGGUACAGCUGUAAAUCUUUCCCUUUUCGCGUUCAUUCACCCUUGGUCUGUUGUGGAUUUGUAUUCAGUGCUUGUGGAGAAGGCUGCUUCUUGUGUGGGGUAGGAAGAAAUUCUUUGCUGGAGGGUGGUGAGGCACUGGCACAGGAAAAAGCUGUGAAUGCCCCAUCCCUGGAAGUGUCCGGCCAGGUCGGAUGGAGCUCUGAGCCACCUGGUCUAGUGGAAGGUGUCCCUGCCCAUGGCCAGGUGCUUUGGGACUGCAGAGUCUUUUAGGUCCCUUCCAACCAAGCCAUUCUGUGAUUCUGUUCUGUAAAUUAGAAAUGAGAGUGUUUGGUUUUCUGUUUAAUCUGGUGACCACAAAGCCCACACAGGUGAUGUUAGAUGUAAAAUGAAAUCUUUGACUACUGGAUGAGGACAAAGAUUUUGUGUCACAGCAGAAGCUGUCACUUUCUGCCCAUAGUGACUGCCUGCUAGAAGAAACAUUUCCUCUUCUUGUUCUUGCUGUGUUUCCACGCCACGGUGCCUUUUACUCUCUGGAGUGGGGAACAGCUCCAUGCUGGCUGUGGUCUGGGUACACAAGACACACUCAUAGCAUUAUUGGAUGAGUUUUUGAAAUGCUUGAUAGCACUUAGCUUUCUUUGCUUUCAGGUGAGCACUUAUGGCAUCCCGGGGGGGAGUGAAAAGGGACUUUUCCUCUGGCUGACAGUAAAGAAAAGCAGUUUGUUGUCUUGGUUCCCUGCAUAAAUGUGGCACUUAGAUACUCAGCUACAUUUUUGUGUAGGUGCAGAACUGUCACUGCAGUUUUCUCAGUGUUGCAACCUCAUGUCUCUAGCUAGGCAGGGUGGAAAGGGAUGGAAAUGUGUAACAUCUCUACUGUUCUCCUACUAUUUAAAAGAUAGAUGAGCAGAUGUUCUGUUUAUUUGAGAAGCUUUUAAUCUGUCUUGUGAAAAUGGAUUUGUUCUCUGUUUGUGUUUUGAGGUUCUUGUUGAGGAGUUUUUAUCUGCUCUUAACAUUCUCCUGAAUGCUCAGGUACUUUCUGUUUGACACCUAGUUCAUCUAAGCCUUUUCUACCCCAUUUUUCUUUCUCACUCUGGCCUGUGGUCAGCAAAUAUUUGAAAACAGGUUGUUUGCACCCUUGCUUUAAUUUUAUAAAGGAGCAUAUUAGAUGUGUAGGCUGAGUUACUUUCUCACAGAAAAUGUCUUGGCCACUUGACAGCACUUAGUUCAGGACUCUGUAAUGCACAUACGUCACUUUAAGAGGGAGACUUUCCAAAUGCACUAGGAAGCAAAUCUGUGGAGCUUUCUGAUGCUGCAGAUUCAGGCAGAGGAGUGAGAACUGGGCUCGUUCCUCACUCUGCCAUACGAAACAUGAAUGUAGUGGUGUUCUUGGCUGUUUCCAGCUCAGUGUCGGGGGCAUUUGGAAUUGCUGUUGCUAGAGACAGAUGUUGAGUUCAGUAGCAAGGGAGAGGCACUUCCCGUGGCUUGCCAAGAAAGUGUACAAGAUUUCAGAUGCAUGCCAGGUUCCUGCUGAAUGCCAGCAGAAGAGAUCACUACAGAUGGAGCCCCAAAGUCAGCAUGGCAGCGGCGGCUCCCUGGUGGUGAUUCAGCAGCCCUCCCUGGACAGCCGGCAGCGCUUGGACUAUGACAGGGACAGCCAGCCCACGACCAUCUUGUCACUGGACCAGAUCAAGGCCAUCAGGGGCAGCAACGAAUACACCGAGGGGCCGUCGGUGGUGAAAAAGUCGGGUCCGCGGACGGCGCCGAGGCAGGAGAAGCAUGAGAGGACUCACGAGAUUAUACCGAUUAAUGUGAAUAAUAACUACGAGCACAGGCCCGGCCACGCGGGGCAUGUGGCCCAUCAGCCCAACGCCAGGGCUCCCGUCCUGAGCCGCUCCACCAGCACGGGCAGCGCGGCCAGCUCCGGCAGCAACAGCAGCGCCUCCUCGGAGCAAGGGCUGCUGGGGCGCUCGCCGCCCUCCCGGCCGGGCUCCGGCCACAGAUCCGACCGGACAAUCCGGGCGCAGCCCAAGCAGUCGGCGCUGAUCGUGGACGAUCUGAAGGGGCCUUUGAAAGAGGACUUGACGCAGCACAAGUUCAUCUGCGAGCAGUGCGGGAAGUGCAAGUGUGGGGAGUGCACGGCGCCGCGGGCCCUGCCCUCCUGCCUGGCCUGCAACCGGCAGUGCCUGUGCUCGGCAGAGAGCAUGGUGGAGUACGGCACCUGCAUGUGCCUGGUCAAAGGGAUCUUCUACCACUGUUCCAACGAUGAUGAAGGGGACUCGUACGCGGAUAAUCCCUGCUCCUGCUCCCAGUCACACUGCUGUUCUAGGUACCUGUGCAUGGGAGCCAUGUCCUUGUUCCUGCCUUGCUUGCUCUGCUACCCUCCGGCCAAAGGAUGCCUAAAACUCUGCCGGGGGUGCUAUGACCGCGUCAAUCGUCCGGGGUGCCGGUGCAAGAACUCCAACACGGUCUAUUGUAAACUGGAGAGCUGCCCUUCCCGGGGUCAGGGCAAGCCCUCAUGAUUUUGGGAGGGAGGUUUACUUCCUCCAACUUCAGUUUUUCAGGUUGUAGCUGAUUUUUUUUCCCUGCCCCCAUCUUUUCUUCUUCCCCCCCCCCCCCCCCACCUCCCAUUUUGGGAGGACUGUUGCUUUCCUUUCCUUUCUGUCUGCCCAACUUCAGACACAUGAGCUCUUCCCCUUGCAUCUUUGCUCUCCUCCUCCUGCUGACUUGGCUGAGUGUGGAGCGUUUCACGCAGUCGCUGCUGCUCUUUGGUAAGUGUGGACCUGGGAUCUGCACCUGCCGCUCCUUCGGGCAGGGUCUUUGAGUUUGUAACUGAACCACUCCUGAAAGAGACAGUGAAGGCUCACUGGGCUCUUGAAGCUUCUUGCUCUGUGAAUAUCUUCCCAAAGAUGGUUUUUUUUUUGUUCUUAGCAAGUUAUGGUUUUUUUCUCCUUAACCUCCUGGAUGCCAAGGAAGAAUAACUUUCCUGAGUGAGCUGGAUUGUGAAAUAACUUUUUGUGUGUGUUCUUUCCGGAGAGGGAUGUAAAAUAAAGGCUUCACCAAAUGAAAGGCCUAACUCUUCUAUAAGCAGCCUGCUUCUUUUUGCAUCUUUUUUUUUUUCCCCUCUCCUUUUCUCUUAACUUUUGGAACAUUCUCAGACCUGAGAAUUCUCCAGCCUUUUUUUUCUUUUUUUCUUUUUUUUUUUUUUUUUUUUUUUUUUUUUUUACAUUUUCAAUGUAACUUCAGUUUUUGCUACACUGUGUAGAUCUUCACAUUGGAGACGUUGUGGCUGCAACAUACUCAUUUGUUUCUUUUGCUGUCCAGUCUUUGAAGGAUAUUGCUUAUUCCAGCCUCCUAAUCCAGUUUUUAUAGUCUGUCAGUAUCAGUUGAUAUUAAAGUUGGUGGUGUUCAUAUAUCCAAACAGCCUUCAGGUGUCAUUGAGUCACCUAAAUGUUCUUGAAUCCUUCAAGUCUCUUGUGAUCCUUUGGCUUAGUGAGUUUAGCUCUGCUCUGUACUUUAUAAUUUUAUUCUGUCCCUGUUUUAUUGCCUUAGCCACAAAUUGUGGUCCUUUUUUGUAUAUUUUAUGUAUAAAACACAAAGUUGAAUCCCAACUAUUUUUAAGACAAAAGUCUGUUAAAACUUUUUUUAUUGUAAAGAAUAUUUAUUAUGUGAAUCUCUAUUAUUUUAUGAUAUUUAUUGCAAAAGACUUCGAAAAUGUACUCAUGUCUGAAUAUAACAAAAUAUCAAUACUUAACGAAAUAAGGAUGACACGAAGAAAGUACAUAUGUUAACUAUAAUGCAGAAAAUAUAUUAAUUAAUGAAAACGCCUCUGGAGUUCUUUUGUUACAACUGGCAGGUUGUGAGCUAGAUGUGUGCAUUGCUGGGCUGUCCCUCCUCCUUCAGCUCUGUCAGGUGGCAAAUAACCUCCUAUUGAUACUUCAAAGCCACUAGUCUGUGCUCUAGUUUAGUUUACCUAAUUUUAAGUUUAAGCCAACUACAUAUCAAAUAAGGGAUGUUUAAUACAAUUGAAUCUGUGUUGUGCUUAACAGUGCCAAGAAAUGGAGGCUCUAUUUAUUUACCAAAGCAUUUGGAAAUACGUUUGUGGAGGAGAAAACCACAACUUCCAAGUUGGUUUCUUUUUUGGUGUUUGUUUUGUUGGUUUGUUUUUGUUUUUUUUUAAAGAAUACCACAUUAACAUGCAAAGCCAUUCAAAAUUUUCCUAUGUAGAACUUCAUGGCUGGUUAAAUUGUGCAGCAGUUGAAGAAUUUAAUCUCCUCACCUCAAUUCUAAAUAAAAAGUUUGGAGCCAGGAUGAAAAAUA
Passer montanus (Eurasian tree sparrow) is the source of this 4543-nucleotide messenger RNA. It is a transcript of the gene SPRY1, whose product is annotated as sprouty RTK signaling antagonist 1. The transcript is spliced from 3 exons. NCBI's taxonomy places the organism in Eukaryota, Metazoa, Chordata, Aves, Passeriformes, Passeridae. Gene Ontology annotation, cellular component: cytosol; membrane. The coding region runs from base 1669 to 2745 and encodes 358 amino acids. Gene Ontology annotation, biological process: multicellular organism development; negative regulation of MAP kinase activity; negative regulation of fibroblast growth factor receptor signaling pathway. The record is from RefSeq and is a predicted model, not a curated record.